Molecule: messenger RNA, 851 nt
Organism: Salvelinus namaycush (lake trout)
Lineage: Eukaryota; Metazoa; Chordata; Actinopteri; Salmoniformes; Salmonidae
Gene: arih1
Product: ariadne ubiquitin-conjugating enzyme E2 binding protein homolog 1 (Drosophila)
Exons: 3
Coding region: 282-836 (184 amino acids)
Source: RefSeq, a predicted model, not a curated record
GCAAAGAAUCAACUUUUUUACGUUAAUUUGACAAAAGUUGGAUCCCUUCUAGCCACGAUUCUGUUUUUAUUUGAUCCAUUUUUUCCCCCUAGUCAUCCAAGUGACGUGCGUCAUGACGCCGCGUCUCUUUGUGUGGUUCAUCUAGCGGCGACAUUUGUUGUUAUUUUCGCUACAACUGAAAAAUACAAGACCGACCGUUUUUUUUUACCCAUUCUAUUACAAGCAGGCUGCCCAUUCCAAGCAUCCACGUCGGCUUGUGACAUCUCGAUAUCAACCUAGUAAUGGACUCAGACGAAGGCUAUAACUAUGACUUCGACGAGGACGAAUGCAGCGAAGACAGCGGCGCAGAGGAACCGGGGGACGACACCCUGGAGCUAGGCGAGGACGAGGUGGAACUGGUCGAUCCCGCCGAGGCUGGAGGGGAGCGGGACGAGGGUUUGGAGACCGGGGGAAGUGGUCAUGGGACCGGGCAAGAGGAAGAGGACUACCGCUUCGAAGUGCUGACUGCCGAGCAGAUACUCCAGCAUAUGGUGGAGUGUAUCAGGGAGGUCAACGAGGUCAUCCAGAAUCCUGCAACGAUCACCAGAAUCCUUCUGAGUCACUUCAACUGGGACAGAGAGAAGCUCAUGGAAAGGUAUUUCGAUGGUAAUGUGGAUAAGCUGUUCUCCGAGUGCCACGUCAUCAACCCCUGUAAGAAGUCGAGGACAAGACUGAUGAGCACAAGAUCCGCUGCUCAGGACCUGCCGUGUCAGAUCUGCUAUCUCAACUACCCCAACUCAGUCAGUCCCUUCAUAUAUUAUAAUUAUAUUACCUGCCGUGUCAGAUCUGCUAUCUAAACUACCCCAACUCAG